Messenger RNA from Cololabis saira (Pacific saury), 318 nucleotides. RefSeq names its product heat shock protein 30-like. The transcript has a single exon. Gene Ontology annotation, molecular function: protein folding chaperone. Lineage: Eukaryota; Metazoa; Chordata; Actinopteri; Beloniformes; Belonidae. Gene Ontology annotation, biological process: protein refolding; response to heat. Bases 1 to 318 code for a protein of 105 amino acids. The record is from RefSeq and is a predicted model, not a curated record.
AUGGACAAACUCCAAGACAGGAUCCUGGAGGAGACUGAGCCUUUCCAGAGCAGUGUGUCCCUGCAACCAGGUUCCUACCAGCUGCAGAAAGAGAGAGAGUCCUUUGGCCUGACGCUGGACACACACGGCUUCUCUCCAGAGGAGCUGUCUGUCAGACAGGGCAGGAAGCUGACAGUCAGUGGGAAGUCAGAGAAGAAGCAUGAGGACGGGAAAGACUCCUACUCUUAUAGACUCCAUGAGUUCAGACAGGAGUUGGAUCUGCCUGAAGGAGUGAACCCCUCACAGACAGAAGGCAGCAGAGCAGAGACACACAACUGA